AUGUUUAUCAUGCUUUUUUCGGCAAUCUCUUUAGCUUUUUCAUUUGUCAUCCCUCUAUACAAGAGCUUUGCACUCUUAUCUGACAAGCAGGAUCCAUUCCCAAAGCAAAUAUUAGAAAGCAUCAGUGGUACAGUUACUAUCCCAAAGAAGAAGGCGGAAGCUCUUCAAGAGUGUGUUGCCUAUUGGAUGAUCCUAUCAAUAGGAUAUUAUAUAAGUUCAAUCAGGCUUGUGGCUUUCCUUGGAGAUCUAAUUCCAUUUAAUUAUUUGCUGUUGCUUUAUGUGAGAGUAUGGCUUGUAUUUCCUAUGGUUUCGUUAAAUAAGUAUCAAAAUAACGAGACAGACGCCAAGGUGACAGGGACCUUCAUAAUAUACCACUAUUAUCUUUACCAUUGGUUAGAGCGACUUACUGCUUAUAUAAAUGAGAGUGUUGUGUUGUAUACUAGCAGUUAUAAUAAUCUUGUGGACAAAUAUGCAUCCCCGAUGGAAUUCUUGAAGAUUCAACCUGUCUGGUUGGCAUCUUUUGCACCAGAUCAGAAGCAGGCGGGAUCUUCUAAUACUAUUCAAUCAGGUAUCAAUCCUGGUGCCAACUCAUCAAGAAGGUCAUUUUCUCAGACAAUAUCAGAUAUGCUGGGUAAAUCCGCCAAACAAAGCACACAAGGUUCAAAUAUACUUUCUUCUUCUGCCGCUAUUCCGGUGACAAAUUCAUCAUCUUUCUCUAAUAGAUAUUCCAAAGAGGCUACUGAAAAUGAGAGCAUUUCGAUGGGAUUUUUGGCGGACUGUUUCUUCGCUCCACUAACAAAUUUGUCUCAGUAUGUUAUUUCACAUUCCUCUCAAACAAAAGAUUCAUCCAACCAAGAUUCAAACUCGGACGGGGAUACUUCUUUUACUUCCUCUGUCUCCUCCAAGCACCCAAAAAAAAGGAUAGUCAGCGGUUCUGGCUCAAGUAUAGUGGAUGGCUUUGAUAUGAUGAAUGAUGUGGUAAUUAAAGAAAGCGUCAAACCAGAAGGCAAAUCUGCUUCACAAGACGUUCCCAUAACUCCUGCAACACCAAGAUCUGUCAGCGGAGCUUCUAGAAAAUCUUCUUCGCCACAACAGCGGAAAUCCUCUUGGAUCUUCAGUUUCAGAAGCUCCGCUUAA
Messenger RNA from Brettanomyces bruxellensis, 1137 nucleotides. RefSeq lists its product as uncharacterized. Lineage: Eukaryota; Fungi; Ascomycota; Pichiomycetes; Pichiales; Pichiaceae. The record is from RefSeq and is a predicted model, not a curated record. The transcript has a single exon. Bases 1 to 1137 code for a protein of 378 amino acids.